This is a messenger RNA of Tarenaya hassleriana, 1158 nucleotides long. RefSeq names its product ribosomal RNA-processing protein 8-like. Gene Ontology annotation, cellular component: nucleolus. The record is from RefSeq and is a predicted model, not a curated record. Gene Ontology annotation, molecular function: methyltransferase activity. The transcript is spliced from 9 exons. Bases 51 to 908 code for a protein of 285 amino acids. NCBI's taxonomy places the organism in Eukaryota, Viridiplantae, Streptophyta, Magnoliopsida, Brassicales, Cleomaceae.
CACGGAAUCGUCAGUGCGAGAAGGCAACGAACGAAGUAUCGGAGUCCGCCAUGAAAGAGGAGGGAAAAAGCAGGAAACGGAAGCGGCAAAAGCACCGCAAAACCCUAAAUCCGAAGCUCCGUCAGUCACCGAAGAACCAGAACGACAAAAAACGUCCACGAGAGACCAAACCCCACCAAGUCCAUGAACAAGGAGGUUCUUCCGCCUCAUCGAAACGGUCAAAAUCCUCUAAUUUUCUCGACAUGCUUCGAGCGAGGUUAGCUGGUGGGCACUUCAGGAUGCUCAACGAGAAGCUCUACACUUGCACUGGAAAAGAAGCCCUCGACUACUUCAAAGAAGACCCCGAAAUGUUUGAUAUGUAUCACACAGGUUAUCAAGAGCAGAUGUCACAUUGGCCUGAACUUCCUGUUAAUACCAUAAUAAAUUGGCUGAAGUCACGGAGCCCCUCUCUAGUUGUGGCUGAUUUUGGCUGCGGUGAUGCGCGGCUUGCAAAGAGUGUGAAGAACAAAGUUUUCUCCUUUGACCUUGUCGCCAAGGACCCUUCUGUUAUUGCCUGCGAUAUGUCCAAUAUUCCGCUUGAAUCUUCAUCCGUUGAUGUUGCUGUAUUCUGCCUUUCAUUGAUGGGAACCAACUAUUCGAGUUACAUCAGAGAAGCACAUAGAGUUCUACGCCCAAGCGGUUGGCUUCUCAUAGCAGAGGUAAAAAGCAGGUUUGAUCCAAACAAUGGGGGAGCAGACCCAAAAGCCUUUGUGAAGGCAGUAUGUGAUCUUGGAUUUACGUCGGUCUCAAAGGACUUUUCAAACAAGAUGUUCAUAUUAUUUCAGUUUCAGAAAAAGGAGAACCCAAAUUUGAAGAGGAAGGAAGUAGAGUGGCCAGAGUUAAAACCAUGUUUAUACAAACGCCGAUGAUUGUAAGUGAACACACAAGCCCUCGUUCUCGUUCUAGUUCCGACAUAAGAUUAUGCGGAUACACCGUACACGGGCCGAUCUGAAUUCUUUUCUGUUAUAGGCUUUGUAGUUGUAGCCUAUCUAAUCUGCCGCGAGGGUCUGAUAUGUAUGAUGCAAGGAGAAUAUUGUCUUCGAGGCUAUGCCGAUCAUAUAAAUGAUCAUCAUAAACUUCGUCGGUUUACAUAAUCUAAAGUCAUGUUUUUUCUUCAAA